AAUGAUGAGCGUUGCAACUUUCACCGCUUGUUUUAAGAAAGUUGCGGUUAGGAAUGGUUUCACAAAACUGUAUAAGUGCUGCCACUUUCACUACUCAAAAAGCCAAAGUCGAUGAGUUAAUGAAUGUGGAGAUAACAAAAGGAGACUUAUGGUAUAUCCUGUCUCUUAACUGGUGGACGAAAUGGGAAGAAUUUGUGGAUUCGGUUUCCAAAAGUGGAAUAGUGGACGAAACCUCUGAAGAGUAUCCAGGAAAAGUUGAUAACAGUGAUAUUUUAUGCGAUGGAAAAUUAAAAGAAAACUUGCUCUUAGAAAAUGACAUCACAUUAAUACCUAGGAAUGUGUGGAAGCUGUUUGUUGAUUUUUAUGGUUGUACACAUACAGACAUUUCUGUCUUCGAACGGCGUGCCAUCCAAGCACCAAAGUCAGCUGAAAUCGAAAUAUAUCCACCCCACUACUCAUUCUACCUCAAUCCCUCAAACUCAAGUGCCACUUUGCUGUUUGAAGGGACAUACUGCAAAUUUCAGACAAUAAGAGAACUUAAAGCGAUAGUCGCACAACACCUUAAAGCAGCACCUGGCGUGAAUGUCCACUUAUCAAUACACAAUGAACAAAACGAAUUUGAAGAACUGGAAGAUGAAGAUGCUACCAUAGAAGAAGCUAAUCUGGAGCGUGAAAAAGUCAUUUUUGUUCAGCUGGAACCUAGAAAUGGAAUACGCAGUGACGUAUGCGUAAAUAGUUCACGUUUGAAGUCGAAUGACUCUAUAGGAUCUCAACCUGAAUCCCAGAUGCUAUCUUUACAUGGAUCAGGUCCACCUUUAGUACCAGGAGUUUGUGGUCUUAAUAACUUGGGAAAUACAUGUUUUAUGAAUAGUGCUCUUCAGUGUAUGUCCAAUGUUCCUGCAUUAACCAGUUACUUCCUAAGUGGCAAAUGGAAGUCCGAACUAAAUAUACGUAAUCCACUUGGAUCUCAAGGAAGAAUUGCUACUGCUUACGCAGAUCUCAUUAAGCAGCUCUGGUCGGGGACGCGAGCAUAUGCUGUGCCUCGUGAGUUUAAGAUUGAAAUUGCACGUAUUGCUCGUCAAUUUUCUGGAUAUGCUCAACAUGACACUCAUGAACUACUUGUAUUCUUAUUGGAUGGACUUCAUGAGGACUUAAAUAGAAUACACUCCAAGCCUUAUAUUGAAGUGAAAGAUUCCGAUGGUAGACCGGAUAUUGAGGUUGCAAAUGAAGCCUGGGAAUAUUACAAGUCAAGAAAUGAUUCUAUAAUUGUAGAUCUUUUUCAUGGACAGCUGAAGUCCACCGUGAUUUGUCCUACUUGCCAACGUAAAUCAGUCACUUUUGAUCCAUUUGCUUCAUUAAUUCUGCCUAUACAAGAAGUAUACAAAUAUACUGUACGCGUUUAUGUUUGGCCGUGGAAGUCCAAUAAAUCCCAACUUCUUCUAUUAGAGUUAACACUUUCCACAAUACCUUGUGGUCAAAAUAUUAUUGAGGCAUUAGAACAAGAGCGUCCACCUCUUCCAGGUUGUCAGUAUUAUAUACCAAACAAAUCUGUAGAUCGUUCAAGGUAUGCCUCCCUGAUUGCUUAUGAACUGACUGAAGGUUUCCCGAUUCCUGUACUCUGGACAAACGACAAUAUUGCCCAAGGUAUCAACUUCCCUAUCUAUAUUAGUUUACCAAUAAAUGAUGAUGUUAAAGGGAUGACCAUUACCGUCUCGGAAGAUAUACUGAUCAAACACAUUAUCGACCGUUUGCAUGCUAUUGGUAUAACUAGUGAACUGACUGUAUCUUCGGUCAGUGACGCAUCAAAGUUAGAGGAGGAAAAUGCAAAUAACUCAGUUGUUUCUUGUUCGCUAAGCGACUUUCAAAGUAAUCCCCAACCAGAUAAACCACAUACAACCUCAACCGAUCUUUUUGACCAGUCAAAACAAACUAUUGAAGCAACAACGGGCAAUUUAGCCUCAUUACUCAAAGGACGUUUAUGCUUAAAGGAUACGAGAGGGCAUGAUUGGUUAGCUGAAUCAGAAAAUACUUUAAUAUCUCUCCCUUGUUCUGACGCUUAUAGUAUCAUUUUGGACUGUCAAAGUUUAGAAAUACGACGUAGACUCAAUGACAUUCGAAGUCACAUACAACAACAUCCUGUUACGCGACUUAAUGAAACCCUAAAACUUUCAGAUUGUUUCGAACGUUUUACUGAUAUAGAACAAUUAGGUUCAAGAGAUCUGUGGUACUGUAGUCGUUGCAAAGCGGAAAAACCAGCUACAAAAAAAUUUGAUUUAUGGAAACUUCCUGAUGUUCUUGUAGUACAAUUAAAGCGUUUCCGAUCUCACUUACGAUUUCAUGAUAAAAUCGAUACUUUACUGGAAUUCCCACUAACUGGCUUAAAUUUGACUUCACGUGUACUUGAAAAGAAACCAGAUGAGAAAUUUAUCUAUGACUUAGUAGCUGUAAGCAAUCAUAUGGGAUAUUUGGGUGGAGGUCAUUAUACAGCAUUUGCUUUAAACGCUCACACUAAUCGAUGGUACUUUUUCGAUGAUUCUUCAACACGAGAAUGUGAUCCUUCCAAAAUUGUAGUAAGUGUUUUUUAAAGUUUUCGUUUCAAUUAACUUUUUUUGUUAUUGGUGUUCGUUUUAUUUCGACUAAUCUCCAGGUUUUUUUAUCUGCCUUAUAUGCACUAAAAAUAUCUGAUAUAAUACUUUAGACAUCAUUUUCUAGGGAUGAACCUCUUCAAUUCACUAAACAGUAAGACAAUACUACUCUUCACUUGAUAGUCUAGUACCAUGUAAACAAUAAAUUACGUUCGUUUUACGAAUGCUUCAACUUUUUUAUCUAUUUUAACACCAUUAGUCUACAAUAAGUACAGUUUAAUAUCGAGUAUGUAAGUUGUUUGAUCGGUUGUAUAUCUUUUCUUGUAGACUAGUGCAGCAUAUGUGUUAGUUUAUGUACGCCGCAAAGUUGGUUCUACGCAAAUAUGCAACACGAUCGACAGUGAUGAUGAAGAACAAGAAGAUUCUUCGUCUGAAACAGAUGAAAAUAGUCUUUCAAAUGGUGCUUUAUCUUCGCAUUAUAUAACUAAAGGUUGUGUGCAAAAUGGUCGCACUGGAAACGCAAACUCAUCUUUCAAUCUUCAGGAUCAAGAUCUAAUGGAUAUUGAAUAGACGUCUUUGUCUUUUCUUUUUAUAGUUUCACUUCCUUCCAACUUAUGCAGUUACUCUUUUUUUUAUGAGUUUAUGCAUGAUUUCAGUGUAUGUUAACUUGUUCAUUCUCGGUGAAUCAAGUAAAGUAAUGACAUUUAGACGUUUUUUCCGAACAAUAUCCCUGCCCCUUAUCUUAUUCUUGUUCUUCAGCUAACAUAUAAUUCUCUAUCUCUCCAGUUACUUCAGUUUUAAUUUUGGUCACAAAGAAAAUUGUUUACUAUGCAGUUUGCUUUUUGUCCCAAUGAAUGUAUAUUUACACCGCAGUAAAAUAAAUUCAAAUCGUUAUAUC
This is a messenger RNA of Schistosoma rodhaini, 3483 nucleotides long. The record is from the annotation of a GenBank genome assembly. NCBI's taxonomy places the organism in Eukaryota, Metazoa, Platyhelminthes, Trematoda, Strigeidida, Schistosomatidae.